AGCCCCAGACCGUUUAAGGUCGUCGUUUGGAACACAUAUUUUUAAAUUCCACUAUUGCCAUGGGGAUAUUGCAAACAAUCGCUGUGCUGCUGUGUGUAUCGGCGACUACAUAUGCUGACCCGCUCGGAAAUUUCGUGCCCCAGGAGCUCAUCGACUGUGUAAACAGAGUAACACCUUUAGCAAACGCCACCGGUCAGAAGGCCUCAGUAUCUCCUGUUCACAACAAUCAAAGGGAAAAUGCUGGACUACAGGCUGGGGUAGAGAUUGCGAUUGACUACGCUGGCACCGAUGUGCCCAGACUGAAGACGCUAGAGGAUGUGCACAUGUUUUGUAUCCAGCAGUUCAUGUGGAAACCUGACAGGGUGCGCUGGGAGAACUACAACAUCACAAAGACGGACAUGGAAUUCGUAAACGGCCUUCUUGAAUCCAUGAUGAAACCAACAUGGACAAAGCAAUCAAGAAGCAAGCGCUAUUCCGGUGGUCGAGAUGGCAUGAUCCCGCCGACAGGAUUCCGAAUCAGACGGGAAUAUAGACGGAUAUCUGACGGAGAAAGAAAUGCAUUCCACGGAGCAUUGCGCAUGUUGAAAAUGAAUGGGGAGUAUGACAUGUUCGCCAAUCUGCAUCGAGGAAUUGUUACCGAUUCUGCACACGGGGGUGCCAACUUUCUUGGAUGGCACAGAGUCUAUCUAGCCUUAUUCGAGGAAGCAAUGCGAAGAAUUGACAGACGCAUUUCAUUACCUUACUGGGACUCAACGCUUGAUUUUGACAUGGCGAAUCCGGCAGACUCAAUCUUAUUCUCCCCGGCCUUCCUUGGAAACGGUGACGGUGUGGUUACUACGGGACCCUUCGCCAACUGGGCUGCAAUUAAUGGUCCCUUGACCAGAAAUAUAGGUGGCACAAGUUCGCUGUUCACCAAAGAGAAUAUCAGAAUGAUCUUGACGCGUUGUCGUACUUCCGAAAUCACACGUCCAACUGCGCUACCUCCAUUCGACUUUGAAGGAUACCACGGUGGUGCUCACCUUUGGGUUGGUGGACAGUUGGCAGAUAUUACAACAGCCGCCCACGAUCCCGUAUUUUUCCUCCAUCAUGCAUUUGUAGACUUCAUUUGGGAAAUGUUCCGCAUGCACCAGGUCCGUGACUGUCGAGUAAACCCAAACGUUGACUAUCCAGACGCACCUGGACUACACGCCGCAUUUAGACCAAUGGACGGAUUUCCAGAAUACGUCAACAAUGAUGGUUAUCGAAGCUACUGGACUCAAAUGUGGUUUCGAUACGAGCGUUCUCCCUCGUGCCCGGUUUGCGGCUCUCCAUAUUUAAGAUGCGACCCGGCCCGCGGAGUGUGCGUUUCCGUCGAACGUAUGCUUUCUGCCGAUGAAGGAGCUCCACUUGCUACGGGUGCAUUGGGAUUCUCUGCGACUGAAAGGGCAGCAUCUCCAAGCGCAGCUCUAGCAAGAGCUCAGGUCGCAAUGCUCCCCGUCGGAAGAUUAUUCGACGGUCCUCCCCCCGAACCGAGAACGCAAGAGGGUCAGGCGAUCAUCGCAGGCUUGGGGGCUUUAAGACGUAAGAGAAGGGCUGUACAGCAGAAAGAUAUGGUGUCUAUCUCAUCUGUAAGUGAAAAUUCAAAUCAGAAAUAUAUCUCGCAACCACUUGAAAUAGGAGAAAAAUUCCUUGGCCCGAAAUCUGAUGGUCGAACAUUACACGUUUUGGGCAGGAAUAUUUCUAGCGAUGUGUUUGCUGGGCAAAACGUAGAACAAGCGCCUCAAGAUGUUUACUCAGGAAAUGCCUUUCCAGUUGCGGAACCGAUGUCAUUUUUUCCCGUACCUGGUUCAGACUCACUUGAUUCAUAUAUGCAAUAUCCUAGUUCGUACACUUCCAACUCAUCGGCCUCUGACUGGCUAUUUGUUCCUGUUCAGGUGACAUACACCGUUGACGGAACCGACAACUCUGCACAGACUCCGAGCACGAAAUGUCUUCCAUCAGAUGCAAUAUCGACUCACAUUAAAGUGUCCGCACAAGGCCUAAAUUAUCUUGGGGAAUACACUGACUACACCGUAGUAGACACCAGAUAUGCUCGUUCGUCCGCCCACGGCAUCAUCGCCAUGCGGGCUCCGGAGAUCGGACCGUCUAUAACCAAGGUUACUGCAAGUCACGGAUGUGGGCUGAUGUGCAAACCCACGUGCAUUACCAGCGAGACCGGCACGUUUCAGUACAAACCAUGCUCUGGAAUAAUGUGGAUCACACCAAAAGACGCAACCGCAUACGUCCGAUCAUACGACAAGGCGGCGGAAAUCGUUGCAAGAGGUGGGGCGAAAUUCCCAAUCUUGUUCCAAUGUCACAAGGAGAGUCAGUCCCCCUAGCAGAAGCUUUAACAGCCUAAAUUAUGUCCCUUGCCCUAAUGCAUCAUGGUAAAUAAAAAAACAUCCGUUCCACUAUAGUAUUCAACCCUAUGUCAAACAAUAACAUUUCCAUAUAGAAUUUUGAACGGUAUUCUUUCCUAAGUUGUUGGUGUUUGGUUUUGUAAAACAUAUGGGCAGUAAUUAAAAUUAAAACAUAUGCGUGUGCUUAUUUCUCUAGUCCUGAAAAUCCAAGCUUUUCAGAUGACUUUAUAAAAACAGUAUAAAUACCAUCCAUACUCUCACUAUAUAUAAUGGACAAAUAAGGAAGGAAAAUUAUUUGAAACACUGCGUUGUUAUGCAUUUACAAUUACUUGAAAAAAAAUAAACCUCUAUUUUGCUUUUUA
Molecule: messenger RNA, 2740 nt
Organism: Dreissena polymorpha
Lineage: Eukaryota; Metazoa; Mollusca; Bivalvia; Myida; Dreissenidae
Molecular function (GO): oxidoreductase activity
Source: RefSeq, a predicted model, not a curated record